CGGCCCGCAUCUCCCGCUCCGCACCCCCAGCUCACAUUCACGGACAGAAAUGUCGGAGUACAGCGCGGUGCCUCCGCCCGGAGCCCCCGGGGCAGCAGCAGCUCUGGGAGCCGGUGGGAUCAAGAAGGACGCCUUCGCGGACGCGGUGCAGCGAGCCCGGCAGAUCGCAGCCAAGAUUGGUGGAGAUGUUGCAGCCCCCCCAAUGAGCAAUAACGGUGGCGCUGAGAGCUACCCAUUCGCAGCACAGAAACGGUCCCUGGAGGACGGAGAUCAGCCAGACAGUAAGAGGAUGGCUUCUCAGAGCGACAGGGACAACGCUACAGCGCUGUCUAUUGGGGCUCAGCUGGCCGCCUUGUCUCAGCAGAGUGUACGUCCCUCCUCGGUAACGGAGGACUACAGAGUGCCUGAUGGCAUGGUGGGCCUCAUCAUUGGUCGAGGAGGAGAGCAGAUUAAUAAGAUCCAGCAGGAGUCUGGCUGUAAAGUUCAGAUCGCUCCAGACAGUGGAGGUUUACCUGAGAGAAGUGUGUCUAUAACUGGGAGUCCUGAAGCCAUUCAGAAGGCGAAGAUGCUCCUAGAUGACAUUGUUUCGCGGGGCCGAGGCACUCCACCCACCGCUUUCCAUGAGACCAACGGGAGCGGCCACAUGCAGGAGAUGAUUAUUCCGGCGGGAAAAGCUGGCCUGGUCAUCGGCAAAGGAGGAGAAACCAUCAAACAACUUCAGGAGCGCGCUGGAGUGAAGAUGAUCUUGAUUCAGGAUGCGUCUCAGGGACCCAACAUGGACAAGCCCCUUCGCAUCAUUGGAGAACCGUACAAAGUACAGCAAGCUCGGGAGAUGGUGCAGGAGAUUUUGAGGGAGAGGGAUCACCCUGGAUUUGGAGACAGAAAUGACUAUGGCUCCCGGAUGGGAGGAGGAAUAGAGGUUCCCGUCCCACGUCACUCUGUGGGUGUCGUGAUCGGCCGAAACGGAGAAAUGAUCAAAAAGAUCCAGAACGACGCCGGAGUCCGGAUACAGUUCAAACCUGAUGACGGUAACGGACCUGAUAAGAUCGCUCACAUCAUGGGGCCUCCGGACUGCUGUGAACACGCGGCCAGCAUCAUCAACGACCUCCUACAGAGCAUCCGCGUUCGAGAGGAGGGCGGAGGGGGACCCCCUGGUCCUCCUGGCACAGGUAUGCCCCCAGGUGGGCGUGGCCGAGGGCGCGGUCCAGGUAACUGGGGUCCUCCUGGCGGUGAGAUGACCUUCUCUAUCCCAGCUCACAAAUGUGGCCUCGUGAUUGGUCGAGGAGGUGAGAAUGUGAAGGCGAUUAACCAGCAGACGGGCGCGUUCGUGGAGAUCUCGCGCCAACCUCCGCCCAACGGAGACCCCAACUUCAAACUGUUCACCAUCCGGGGGACGCCCCAACAGAUAGACCAUGCCAAGCAGCUCAUCGAGGACAAGAUCGAGGGUCCUUUGUGUCCUGUAGGUCCUGGUCCUGGUGGUCCUGGUCCAGCUGGUCCAAUGGGCCCCUACAACCCAAAUCCAUAUCAGCCUGGACCCCCAGGAGCCCCACCACAUGGUGGUCCUCCAGGUGCUCAUCAGUACCCUCCUCAGGGUUGGGGAAACACCUACCAGCAGUGGCAGCCGCCCGCGCCCCAUGACCCCAGUAAGGCAGCAGCAGACCACAGUGCAGCCUGGGCAGCCUACUACGCGCAGUACUACCAGCAGCCUGCAGGAGGCGCCAUGCCCGGUCAGGCGCCCAGCGGACAGCCCGCUGCUCCGGCCCCCGCAGACCAGAGCCAAGCAGCCCAGAGCACAGGACAGCCCGACUACACCAAAGCCUGGGAAGAGUACUACAAGAAAAUGGCUCAGCAGGGUGGUGGCGCUGCUCCAGCAGCAGGGGCUGCUCCGGCGGCGGCAGGAGCUGCAGCAGGACAGACUGAUUACAGCGCCGCCUGGGCGGAGUAUUAUAGACAACACGCUGCUUAUUACGGCCAAACCGCACAGACAGCAGGCCAGCCUGCAGCUGCACCGCAGGGCCAGCAGGCGCAGUGAAGUGAACUUGGACAAACUCUCAGCUCACUGGUCCCCCCCACUCCUCCACCUCGAUGACUUCCACUUCUCCUGCCCUCCCCCCUUUAUUUUCCCCACGUUUUCCCUCAUCAAUUCUUUAUCUUCCUCUUCCAGGUGACAAUGAACAAAAAGAAGCC
Molecule: messenger RNA, 2187 nt
Organism: Colossoma macropomum (tambaqui)
Lineage: Eukaryota; Metazoa; Chordata; Actinopteri; Characiformes; Serrasalmidae
Product: KH-type splicing regulatory protein
Biological process (GO): regulation of DNA-templated transcription
Cellular component (GO): cytoplasm; nucleus
Molecular function (GO): mRNA binding
Source: RefSeq, a predicted model, not a curated record